Lepus europaeus (European hare) is the source of this 822-nucleotide messenger RNA. It is a transcript of the gene NKX2-2, whose product is annotated as NK2 homeobox 2. Gene Ontology annotation, biological process: regulation of transcription by RNA polymerase II; cell differentiation. Gene Ontology annotation, cellular component: nucleus. Lineage: Eukaryota; Metazoa; Chordata; Mammalia; Lagomorpha; Leporidae. The record is from RefSeq and is a predicted model, not a curated record. Gene Ontology annotation, molecular function: DNA-binding transcription factor activity, RNA polymerase II-specific; RNA polymerase II cis-regulatory region sequence-specific DNA binding.
AUGUCGCUGACCAACACAAAGACGGGGUUUUCGGUCAAGGACAUCCUGGACUUGCCGGACACGAACGAUGAGGAGGGCUCGGUGGCCGAAGGGCCGGAGGAGGAGAGCGAGGGGCCCGAGCCCGCCAAGAGGGCCGGGCCGCUGGGGCAGGGCGCCCUGGACGCGGUGCAGAGCCUGCCGCUCAAGAGCCCCUUCUACGACAGCGGCGACAACCCCUACACGCGCUGGCUGGCCAGCACCGAGGGCCUGCAGUAUUCGCUGCACGGGCUGGCGACCGGCGCGCCCCCGCAAGACUCCAGAUCCAAGUCCCCGGAGCCCUCGGCUGAUGAGUCGCCGGACAAUGACAAGGAGACCCCGGGCGGCGGGGGGGACGCAGGCAAGAAGCGGAAACGGCGCGUGCUCUUCUCCAAGGCGCAGACCUACGAGCUGGAGCGGCGCUUCCGGCAGCAGCGGUACCUGUCGGCGCCCGAGCGCGAGCACCUGGCCAGCCUGAUCCGCCUGACGCCCACGCAGGUCAAGAUCUGGUUCCAGAACCACCGCUACAAGAUGAAGCGCGCGCGGGCUGAGAAAGGUAUGGAGGUGACGCCCCUGCCCUCGCCGCGCCGGGUGGCCGUGCCCGUCUUGGUCAGGGACGGCAAACCGUGCCACGCGCUCAAAGCCCAGGACCUGGCAGCCGCCACCUUCCAGGCUGGCAUCCCCUUCUCGGCCUACAGCGCCCAGUCGCUACAGCACGUGCAGUACAACGCGCAGUACAGCUCGGCCAGCACCCCUCAGUACCCGACAGCACACCCCCUGGUGCAGGCCCAGCAGUGGACUUGGUGA